ACCCCCUCUUCUCCUCAUUAUUCAUUCUUCCAUUCUUCUUUUCCAAUUAUUAAUUCUUUUUCUCAUCUCUCUUUCUCACCCAUCAUAUAACAACCACAAUCAUCCAUGGCUAAUUUUUCAAUAGCUCUGUCUCUCUUCACCUUUCUCCUCCUCUUCAUCAGCUUCUCAGAGGCUAGAGAGAUUUUAGUCGGAGGCAAAUCCAAUGCCUGGAAAAUCCCUUCUUCUCAAUCUCAAUCUCUCAAUCAAUGGGCUGAAACCUCUCGCUUUCGCAUUGGCGACACUCUCGUGUGGGAUUACGAAGAUGGGAAAGAUUCGGUACUGAAAGUGACGAAGGAAGAUUAUGAAGCCUGCAAUACCGAAAACCCUGAACAGAGAUUCGAAGAUGGGAAGACGAAGGUGGAGCUAGAGAAGCCAGGACCAUUUUAUUUCAUCAGUGGGGCAAAGGGUCACUGCGAGCAGGGCCAGAAGCUGAUCGUUGUGGUCGUGACACCUCGCCGGAGGUUCAUCGGGAUCUCACCUGCGCCUUCUCCGGCGGAAAGUGAGGGUCCUGCGGUUGCUCCGUCGAGUGGAGCUGGUAAUUUGAAGGUUGGGCUUUUGGCGGUGGUUGUAGGAAUUUUGGGUGUUGGUGUUGGUUUGGUUUGAGGAUUGGAACUGAUCGAUUUGGGGUUUCUUUCUCUGGGUUUUGUUUGAUUUAGAAUUGGAUGAUUAAAAAAAAAAAUAUAAUAUAUUCAUUGAUUUUUCCAUAUUGAAA
Cucumis sativus (cucumber) is the source of this 751-nucleotide messenger RNA. RefSeq names its product early nodulin-like protein 1. The record is from RefSeq and is a predicted model, not a curated record. Gene Ontology annotation, molecular function: electron transfer activity. The transcript is spliced from 2 exons. Gene Ontology annotation, cellular component: plasma membrane. NCBI's taxonomy places the organism in Eukaryota, Viridiplantae, Streptophyta, Magnoliopsida, Cucurbitales, Cucurbitaceae. The coding region runs from base 106 to 642 and encodes 178 amino acids.